Messenger RNA from Electrophorus electricus (electric eel), 2562 nucleotides. RefSeq names its product cytochrome P450 3A30-like. The record is from RefSeq and is a predicted model, not a curated record. Lineage: Eukaryota; Metazoa; Chordata; Actinopteri; Gymnotiformes; Gymnotidae. Gene Ontology annotation, molecular function: oxidoreductase activity, acting on paired donors, with incorporation or reduction of molecular oxygen, reduced flavin or flavoprotein as one donor, and incorporation of one atom of oxygen; steroid hydroxylase activity; iron ion binding.
CUGAGACUUGCACUUUUCGCCACUCCCAUUUUAUAUACUGAAUAACUGCGUUUUCAAGUAGAGAACGGCCGCAACUCUCUAAGACGGUGAAUGCCUUGUAAUGCGAAGCGUGCGUUGAUAUUUCUGCACUUGGUCGUACAGUUUUUAUGCUAUCAAACUGUGGAAUUACUGAAACGCUGCUUUCAUAAUCGUUUGGUUUCCGCCGAGUAGUCUGAGAGGAGAGUGCAAUAACAAGUGUUUGGUGAUUAAGUGGAGUGUUUGUAGUUGUGUGGAUACAUUACACAAUCACACACACGUGAAGGUGCAUGAAGUAAAAGGUAGUUUCUAGUUGCUACAUUGAUCUGUCUGCCUGGACAGAUUGAGACUUCGUGGUCAGUCCAUUAAGAAUAAUAAUGGGUUAUUUUUGGUUUUUCUCUGCUGAAACAUGGGCCCUUCUGAUACUAUUUCUGAGCCUGCUAGUUCUAUAUGGCUAUUGGCCCCACAGUUUCUUUACCAGGCUGGGAAUUCCAGGUCCUAAACCUUUACCGUUCAUUGGAAACAUGUUAGAAUAUAAGAAGGGUUUUCAGUAUUUUGAUUUUGAGUGCUAUAAAAAGUACGGCAGAAUAUGGGGUAUAUAUGAUGCCAGGCAGCCUGUGUUGAGUAUCAUGGACAAAGACAUUAUCAAAACCAUCUUGAUCAAAGAAUGUUACUCUCUCUUCACCAAUAGAAGAAAUUUCCGUUUGAACGGACCAUUGUAUGACGCUGUGUCCAUUGUCGAGGAUGACGACUGGAGGAGAAUUCGAAGUGUUCUGUCCCCAUCUUUUACCAGCGGUAGACUGAAGGAGAUGUUUAGGAUCAUGAAGACACACUCCCACUCUUUAGUUCAACAUUUAGCGAAGACAUCAAAGCGCGAGGAAGCAGCAGACAUUAAGGAAUUCUUCGGAGCCUACAGUAUGGAUGUGGUAACUAGCACAGCGUUCAGCGUUGACAUAGAUUCCCUCAACAACCCUGAGGACCCGUUUGUGACCAACAUCAAGAAGAUGCUCAAAUUUGACCUUUUGAAUCCUCUCUUCCUUGCAGUUGCUCUGUUUCCCUUCAUCGCGCCUGUGCUUGAGAAAAUGGAGUUCGCCUUCUUCCCAACUGCAGUCACUGAUUUCUUCUAUGCAUCCCUACAAAAGAUCAAGUCUGAGCGAAAAGCCGUGGACCUUAAGAGACGAGUGGACUUCAUACAGCUGAUGAUUGAUUCUCAGAAAUCAGAAAAAGAUGAAAAGGACAUCAGCAAAGGUCUGAAUGAUCAUGAGAUCCUGUCCCAGUCAAUGAUCUUCAUCUUUGCUGGCUACGAGACGACGAGCGCUACAUUGACCUUCUUUUUCUAUAACAUGGCCACUAACCCAGAAUCCAUGAAAAAACUCCAGGAAGAGAUUGACCAAACUUUCCCAGACAAGGCUCCAGUUGAGUACGAUGCGGUGAUGAACAUGGACUAUCUGGAUGCCGCAUUGAAUGAGUCGCUCAGGUUGUAUCCUGUUGCCUCUCGGCUGGAAAGAGUCUGCAAGAAAACCGUGGAGAUCAAUGGCCUUACCAUCCCCAAGGACACCGUCGUCAUGAUACCAGUCUAUUCCCUUCACAGAGACCCUGAAUACUGGACUGACCCAGAUACCUUUAAUCCUGAGAGGUUCACUAAGGAGAACAAGGAGCUCAUUGACCCCUACGCGUACAUGCCCUUCGGGGCAGGACCCAGGAACUGCAUUGGGAUGAGGUUCGCCCUGGUGUCCAUGAAGCUGGCCAUCGUACAGAUACUGCAAAACUUCAACGCCAACGUCUGUGCUGAGACAAAGGUUCCUUUGGAGCUUGGCUUUUCAGGGCUAUUGGCUCCUAAAGACCCUGUUAAACUCAAAUUCACCCCUCGGAAAGCAGCUCACGUGACAGAACUCUCCAAUAACAACCAUGUGGACUCCUAGGUUGUACACACACAGGGCUGCUUUGUUGUUUUUUAAUACAUAACAUCAUGCAUAACCCCACCUUUAACUGCAUAACCCAAACUUUAAUGGCAUAACCCCACCUUUAAUGGCAUAACCCCACUUUUUACAGUAUAAUCCCCCCUUUAGUGCAUAAUCUAUAAUCCCACUUUUACUCCUUAACUCCACCCUAUACUUUAUAACCCCACCUUUUGGUGCAAAUCCACCUUUUACUACCUUUUACACAGUAUAGUGUAUAACCCCACCUUUUAGUGAAUAAUUCCACUUUUUAAUGCCUCAUCUCACCUUUUACAUUUACUUUUAGUACAUAAUCCCACUGUGUAGUGUAUAACCCCACAUUUUAUUGCAUAACCGCACCUUUUAUUGUAUAAGCCCACAUUUUAAAUAUCAAGUGUAGCAGAUAGUUGGUGUUUGAAGCUUUUAAAAGUCACAAUUAAAAUCAAUAUUAUUCCAGUUUUGUAUGUUUUAAAUACUGGUGUGAUUAUUUUGUUGACAUUAUAUGAGCCUGUGUGAAUCUGAAUAUCUGUCAUGUUCUGGGCAACUUGGAUUGUAAAAACAAUAAUGGAGUAUCUUAAAAGAAGCCCAACUCACAGAGCGCAUCCAUCAA